UCGUCACACCUAUAGUACUCCGACCAUUACUGUGCACUCCCUCAGACCCAAAAAGUUGAAAAGGCACUUCAACAUUAGCUGAAAGUCUAAAAACUGGUAUGGUAUCAACCCUUUUGGAACCAAAAUGGAAUGCGGUUACAAAGACUAGAAUGAGUCUUCAUCGUCAAUGUUGGUAUUGUCCACAGCAAUCGGAGAUGAGAGAGGAGGUUUUCCUACCAUAGAAGUAGAACUGUUUUGGGUAGUUUUGUACCCAAAAAAAGGAUGUAUCCAAUGCUCUAGGCUAGGGAGGGUCAUAAUGUUUGCAGCCUUACCUCGCUUCGUGUAUGCGUGUUUUGUAAAGGAAAUCUUGAUUUUGCAUGAUGUGGUUAGUCACGUAAUCUUUCCUCUUCAUUUUCUCGAUAGUUUGUUUUAUGGUCAAUUUGAAUUGCGCUGGAAUCCUUAGAUUCUAGUUGUCCAUAAAAUGUAUCCUAUACACCACAUGAUGAUGUGACCACUGGAAUUUUACCUGCUUGUUGUCUUCCACCCAAAACGGUUCCUCCUACAGAGAAUCAAAUGAGAAGAAAGACUUUAAUGAUCCUGCAUUGUGGAAUUUGUCAAUGUAGAAUAUUUCCACAGUUCCUCCUGCUCAGAUCUUUAAUAAUGGAGUCCUCAAUGGAUGAUGCUAUCCAACACUUCAAGCACACAAUUGGCAACGUCAUAGAUUCUUCAGCAAAUCCCAAUUUCUCAGAACUUAAAAUCAUUGUGGGUUUAGCUGUUUCAGCCUCAUCAAUCAAGCACAAACCAUACUCUUGUGUUCUUCUUCUUCUUCUUAUUCCAUGAUGAACCAAGAGGCAUCUUCUCUUUCAUGGUUUCAUGAUGUGUUCAUAUCUUCCAUUGAAGAAUACACAAACCAGAGCUUCAUGGACGAACUCUAUACUGCUCUGGUGCAGGCCAAGAUAGGCGUCUUCAGAAAUGGAGAAAUCGGCACUGAACGGUUGAAAGCCAUUGAAGAAUCAAGGGUUGCAAUCAUUAUUUUCUCUAUGAACUAUGUAUGUUCCACAUGGUACUUGGAUGAGCUAGUUAGGAUCCUUGAAUGCACGAAAAUGGUCAGCCAGACGGCUCUGCCGAUCUUUUAUGAUGUGGACCCAUCUGAUGUUCGAAAACAGAGUGGGAGUCUAGCAGAAGCAUUUGCAGAAUUUGAAGAAAGUUUCAAGUUGGAGACAGGGAAGGUGCAGAGAUGGAGAGAAGCUCUCACUGAAGCAGCAAAUCUGUCCGGGUGGGAUUUAAGAGAUGUGGCCAAUGGGCAUUAUUCCAAGUUUAUCGAUAAAAUAUUUGAAGAAGUUUUGGCUAGAUUGAAUCAAAAGCAGUUGGAUUUUGAUACUUAUUUAGUUGGCAUGGAUUCUCAUGUGAAUAAAGUUAAUUCGUUGUUAAGUAUUGAAUCAAGUGAUAUCCGAAUUAUUGGGAUUUGUGGUGUUGGUGGAAUAGGUAAAACAACCAUUGCUAAGGCUGUUUAUAAUUUGAGUUUUCAUAGAUUUGGUGGUAGUAGCUUUCUUGCAAAUGUUAGAGAAGCUUCAGAACAGCCCGAUGGUUUAGUCCGUUUGCAAGAACAACUUCUUUCUGAUAUCUUGAUGAAACAGAACAUUAGGAUAAAUAAUGUUGACAGAGGAGUCAUGUUGAUUGAGAAAAGACUAAAAUACAAAACAGUUCUUGUCAUUCUCGACGAUGUUGAUGAAUUGAAUCAAAUAAAUGCAUUAGUCAGAAAGCGAGCUUGGUUUGGUGCAGGAAGUAGAAUCAUCAUAACUACCCGAGAUAAGCACCUGCUAAAUGUGUUGGAAGCAGAUGAAGUGUAUAAGGUUGAAGGACUGAAUACCAAUGAGGUUCUUCAGCUUUUCAGUUGGCAUGCCUUUAGAACAAAAAGUCCUUUAGAAGAUUAUGUCAAGAUCUCAUUUGAAGUGGUAGAUUAUGUUGGAGGGAUCCCAUUAGCUCUAAAGGUUUCUUUUCUAUUGGGCAGAAGUUAAAAAGAAUGGAGAACUGCAAUAGAGAAAUUAAAGGGAAUCCAACAUAACGAAAUCCAAGAAAAACUUCGAAUAAGCUUUGAUGCGCUAGAUGAUACAGAAAAGGACAUAUUCCUCGAUGUUGCAUGUUUCUUUGUUGAAAUGAACAGGGAUGAUGUGAUAAGAAUACUAGAGGGUUGUGGUUUCUUUGCAGAAAUUGGAAUCAAUGAUCUCAUUCAUCGAUCUCUUAUAAAAAUCACUGAAAAUAAUGUGAUUUGGAUGCAUAGCAUACUACGAGAGAUGGGAAGGCAAAUUGUUCGUGAAGAAUCCAUAGAAAUUCCUGGCAAGAGAAGCAGAUUGUGGUUUCGUCAAGAGACGUUUGAAGUUUUCACAAAAUGCAUGGUAAGAGAUAAAUGUUUGAUUUUAUACAAUACAAAGAAGAACAGGGAUGAGAAGCGAAUCCAAUAUAAUAAUUCCCAUUUUUCCCUAAUAAUGGCAGGGAAGCUUUUUCUCACUUUUGAUAUGUUUUUGUGUUGGUAUGCGAACUUAUUUAUGUACUUGUCCCAUUCUCUUUGUUGUCAGGGAACAAAGGCAGUUGAAGGACUUUCCCUAGAUUUGUCGAAAUUAGAAAUUGUAAACUUCAAUACUGAAGCAUUUGCAGAGAUGUCCAAAUUGAGACUACUCCAUGUCAAUUAUGUACACCUUCUAGGAGACUAUAAGCAUCUUUCUAAAGAGUUGAGAUGGCUCUUUUGGCAUGGAUUUCCCUUAAACUCAAUACCAAACAAUUUUAAUAUGGAGAACCUUGUUUUCCUCGACAUGCAACAUAGCAAUAUCAGAGAAUUCUCAGAAGAAAGCAAACUACUCAGGAAAUUGGAAGUUCUCAAUAUUAGUCACUCCACGUUCCUAAAGACAAACCCAAACUUCGCAAGACUCCCUAAUCUUGAAAAGUUAAUACUAGAAGAUUGCAACAGUUUGGUUGAGGUUAACAAGUCCAUUGGAAAUUUGCACAAACUUGUUUUUCUGAAUCUGCAAGAUUGUAGAAGCCUAAAGGAUCUUCCUGUCACCAUUUGUAGUCUGACAUCUCUUGAAAAUCUUACUCUUUCUGGUUGUUCAAAACUUGACAAUUUACCAGAGGAGUUGGGAAAUAUGGGAAGCUUAAAAGAGCUUUUUGCAGAUGGAACCGCUAUAAAACAACUACCCUUCUCCACUGGACAUCUCAAGGACCUAAAAUCCUUAUCCAUUGGUGGGUUUAAAGGAUCACAACAUAAUUAUUGGCAUUCUUUCUUCUUAUAUUGGUGUUCAGCAAGUAAGGCUCUCAAUUCCAUCAACAUACUACCGGCUUCUUUCUCACUUUUACGGUCCUUAAAAUGCCUAAAUUUGAAGGACUGCAAUUUAUCAGAAGGGGCAAUUCCUUGUGAACUUGGGACUUUAUCCUCAUUGGAAGAGUUAAAUCUUGGCUACAACAAUUUUUGUAGCCUGCCUGCCAACAUUAGUUCUCUUUCUCGUCUCCGGAAUCUUCUGUUGCAGGAAUGUAGAAUGCUUCAAUCACUUCCAGAGCUUCCAUCAAAUUUAGAGGCAUUGUACACCGACGGUUGCACUUCAUUGCAAAGUUUGCCAGAGCUUGGUAACUUAUCAUCGUUGUUUGAAUUGGAUUUAGGCUAUAAUAAUUUAUUUAGCCUACCAUCCAGUAUUGGUAGGCUCCAAUCAAUUCCGGAACUUCCAUCAAGCGUGUGGAACUUGAACCUAGAAGGUUGCACAUCCAUGGAAAGAUUAUCAAAUUUAUCAAAUCUAAAGGAAUUGCCAGACUUGUUGCUCAGGAAUUGUGGCAAAAUAGUUGAGAUUCAAGACUUGGAGAAAUUGGAAUUGGUUCGAUCCAUUCACCUUGAAGGUUGCAACAAUUUGUCAAAUGCUUUUAAGCAGAGGGUCCUACAGACAUUGCCAAAAGGUGGUGAGCUCAACAUCUUUCUUCCUGGAUGUGAAAUACCAGAGUGGUUCAGCCAUCAGAGUCUGGGGUCUUCAGUUUCUUUUGAGGUGCCUCCACUUUCAGAUUAUAAGAUCCAAAAGCUAAUUCUUUGUACUAUUUAUGCGGCAGAAGAACUUUACAUAGAGGACGCAGAUUCUCCUUUCCUUAAUGUCAAUAACAAAACCAAGAGUAUUAAGUGGAGAUACAGUCCAACAGCUGCUGGAAUUCUAACAGUCCCUCAAGAUCACAUGUGGGUUGGCUGUGUACCAGCUACCAAGUUUGGGAAUCUGUUGGGGGCUGGAGAUGAGGUGGAGGUUUCAAUAGAAAUGGAGAAACCAAUCAAAGUGAAGAAGUGUGGGAUUUAUCUCGCUAUUGGUCCAUAUGAAGAGUGUUCCGAGUCAGAUGAACAUGUGAGGAUCCAAUACAAUUCUUCUUCAGAAGACGAUGUUGAUACGGAUGGAAAUGUAUCAAUAGUAGAUGGAAGAGGGGCUAAGAGAAGCCGUGAUGAGAUGGGUCACAGUAGCUCCUGGUCUGAUGAGGAGCCAGAUCCUAAACGGCUGACUGAUGAGGCAGAGGGAGAGGAAGGAGGAGGCUACAGCAGUUAUUUUAAGCACUUCUCUAAAGGAUUCUUGAAGAAACUAUAUGGUGAAGGAUUAAUUAAAAAGAAAAAGUGAAAUGAGUCCUCUCAUCUAUAUAAUCUCCAAUCUUGACUGGAGAGUGUAACUGUUUAGCGAGACAAAAUAGAUAGUGAGCAUUGGUUGUAAGUAAGCUAAUUUUGUGAUUCAAUGUACUUCAUAUUUCUGUUCCAAUGAAUUUCCUCUUUAUUCUUGAUUUA
Messenger RNA from Macadamia integrifolia, 4771 nucleotides. Its product is annotated as disease resistance protein RPV1-like. Gene Ontology annotation, molecular function: ADP binding; protein binding. The record is from RefSeq and is a predicted model, not a curated record. The transcript is spliced from 6 exons. NCBI's taxonomy places the organism in Eukaryota, Viridiplantae, Streptophyta, Magnoliopsida, Proteales, Proteaceae. Gene Ontology annotation, biological process: signal transduction; defense response.